Fusarium graminearum PH-1 is the source of this 1851-nucleotide messenger RNA. RefSeq lists its product as uncharacterized. Bases 1 to 1851 code for a protein of 616 amino acids. The record is from RefSeq and is a predicted model, not a curated record. The transcript is spliced from 2 exons. NCBI's taxonomy places the organism in Eukaryota, Fungi, Ascomycota, Sordariomycetes, Hypocreales, Nectriaceae.
AUGUCUAGGACUAUCACAUACGGAAAAAUGAGAAACAGGAACAUCUUAACGACGCUAGGAUCACGACCGGAGAAGGACGCAGCCAACACAUCACGGUCCAGGCAACUGAGGCCAAAUCCACGUUUUGAUGAUAAUCCAAAGCGCACUUCACGAAAGAGAGCGAUGGCGAAACCGCAAACUGCAGAGGCAAUGGCAAGUUGGUUGCUAGACGAUUCCACCUCUGAGUGUUUAGAGAACGGCGACGAAGAUUCUUCUCUCAAGAAGCGCCGGGCCAAUACGCCGGAGAUGUCGCAUGCUCCGGCAAACGAGCCAGCAAUUUCGCCUCUAAAUCUCCCUUCGCCCCUCGAAACACUGCCCAACCCAUCUGGAAAGUACCCUCAGAGGUCUCGAGUGGAUAAAAUCUCACCAAAGAGCCCUGGAAAGGUUCCAAGACGGGCUGCCACUACUCGAAUACGCAAGGAACGAUCCCAGAGGCGUACAAGUACAAAGCUGAAACGACAACUAUCUCUCGAUCCAUUAAAGUUCCAUCCCACAAAUAGCUAUAAGGUCUCGACACCUGUGGUGCUUGCUGUUGUCGAUGGAAACGUCAGGAACCGUGGUACAGAAGGGCCGAGUACGCCUCCCGUUGGGGAGGGAUGUGCUAACGGCGAAGCUAUCAACGGAAAACUUGCUGCCAUGCUGGCCGCAACUGAUGCUCUUAAGCCAACACCACAGCGGACCAACUCUUCAAGCUCAAGACUUACCCGUAUGGUACCAUUAAAGGUGCUUACCAAAGUCUCAAAUGCCUGGGAUAGAUUCCACCCGAAGGUGCCAUCUCAAGAGAAGGGAUCUCAGUACAAACCGAUCUUCGAUGAUGGACAAUGCAUAAAGCUCGACACGCAUGGGGCCGAUCCCUCACCUGCCCCUCCAGAUAACAUGUCUCCCAUUAGUAACAUUGAAAUACGCCUGAAUGAAGGGGAUAACCUCAACAAGCGGAAAGUGCAGCGAAUUGUAGGAGGUCGGGUAAAUCGAAAACCACUGGCUGAUGAUGGAAAAUCUCUUAGGAGCGGAAAACUUUUCGAAGACCCGUUCUCUGAGCGUGAUAAAUGGCACACCGCAACAAUCUUUGAGAACAGAUUGAUGGCUGUUCCAGAAAGGGAGGAGAGAGGACAGCUCAUCCUGUCACGUAGCCCGUUCGAGUCUGAGAAGGAAUUCGACAACAACAUUGAAGAUAGGUUCUUGAAUAGUACACCGGUUGGUUCUUCGACGCCUCGGAUAAUACUUGAACGGGUUUCUGCCUCGAGCGAGGAGUGCAACUCUACGACCGAUAGCAUGAGUCCUUCCCGGAGGCGACUUAGUACCAAAUUGAGCCACCUGCCAUCUAAGUUUGACAACGAGACACCAGUCCCAGACAAUCAUCCUGGACCAAACGUCGGCAAUCCAAUCUCGGGCCCAGUCGACUCGGUCAGUCAAUCUCGGCGGGCUUGGGAGCAAUCGACUAAAGGUUUUACUUCUUUCGGUAUUAAGAGUACCAAGAAGCACCCAUCGCCUAGUAAGGAGGCUCUGGAAGACUUGGAAAGGGAAUUACGACAGUACGCUCAUGAACAAGCUUCUGGAUCUGGUGGUCGCAGUCCAGAGGAAUUAGAUGCAGGUUACACCGAUGAGAGCCCUUCAUUGACCCGCCUAGCUAUCGCUAGCAUCGACGAGCUAGCAAACCCAGCAUUUGAUGGAGAGCAUCACCGGCGACGAUCUUCAGCGUCGAUAACCAGGUACUCGUCACAAAGCAAACUCAAACCGUACAGAGAUGUGCGCUUGGCUCCACCUUACCGCCCAGCAGGAUCUUCUCCCCAUGAUGUAGAUGAGCUGCAUUAA